This is a messenger RNA of Trifolium pratense (red clover), 2063 nucleotides long. Its product is annotated as protein cereblon-like. The record is from RefSeq and is a predicted model, not a curated record. Gene Ontology annotation, biological process: protein ubiquitination. Bases 113 to 1777 code for a protein of 554 amino acids. Lineage: Eukaryota; Viridiplantae; Streptophyta; Magnoliopsida; Fabales; Fabaceae. Gene Ontology annotation, cellular component: Cul4A-RING E3 ubiquitin ligase complex. The transcript is spliced from 10 exons.
AUAAAUCUCUUAAAGUUGAAUCAACAAAUCAUCGCUGGUUUUUGGACUGUUAUUAACAAACAAACACACACUCUGUAACAGUAGUUGAAUUCGUUGGUGUGUUCUCAAAAAUAUGGAUGAAGAAGAAGAUAACAGAAGAAGAAUCCUCGAACGUGAACGAUACCAAAUCGAGCAGAUUCUUCAGCUCGAUCUCGAGGAAUUGCAAGUCGAAGAAGUCGACGAUUUUCACUAUUCUUCCGACGACGACAACAACAACAACAACCUUGAUCUUACUGGUGGAUAUGGUAGUGCAGGCGUUGUCCCGGGUGAAUUCACUUACAAUACUUGUAUAGCAUCCUUACAUACAUAUCUUGGUGAUGUUGACGACACGCAUCACAGCUCAACACUUUUGGAUGGUGGGUCUGUAUUGACGCUUCCGCUUUUUUGUCUUGAAGGAGUUGUACUCUUUCCUGGGGCUGCUCUUCCCUUGAGAGUUAUUGAAUCCAAUUUUGUGGCAGCUGUUGAGAGAUCUUUGAGUCGAGUUGACGUUCCUUACACCAUUGGUGUGAUUCGAGUUUACAGUGAUACUGCAACCCAUAGGAUGAAAACUGCAAGCAUCGGGACGACUGCACAGAUUCGACAAUACGGGCGCCUAGAGGAUGGUUCCCUGAAUGUGGUUACUCGUGGACAACAACGCUUUCGCUUAAAACGGUGUUGGAUUGAUGUGGAAGGAGUGCCUUAUGGAGAGAUCCAAAUUAUUGAGGAAGACAUACCAUCGCGAACUCCAAGGGAUGUUUUUGGAAAAUUAACACCCCUGAGUAAUCUGCCUUGUAACCGUGCCACCUCAAGCGUGUUGCCUUCGAAGAAUUCUGUUGAUGGACAAGGUUCCGAAAACGAGGAAAGUGAUACAGAAGAAAGCUUUGAGAAUGAACUAUCAUCAACAGAGAGAAGAAUCCAUCAAUCACUCAUUCGUUCCAGUUAUGAAUAUGAUGAAUCAGCGAGCAGUACUGAUGAUAAAUUGACAUAUGAGUCAGAUCAGGAAAUGAGAUCCGAUCUAAAUGACUCAGUCACCUCAACGCCAUUGCUCCAUGACCAUGAAAAAGAUCCAGAAAAUCUGGAUUCUAUAAUUGGGAGCUGUUCCUCUUCUGGAAAACAGUCCUCCAUCAGAGAAGGGCUUAAUUGGCGUUCUAAAAAUAAAGACCUCUACUCCUCACAUAGAAUUUCAAGAGCGUUCUUGCCUGGUUGGGUUUAUUGUAUGUUUGACUCCUAUUCGCUUGCAAAAAGGGCUGCAGAUAUGUGGAAUCAAAUCAUUCGUGCACCAAGCAUGGAUGCUCUUGUUAAGAAGCCUGAUGUUUUAUCAUUUUCUAUCGCUAGUAAAAUACCUGUUUCUGGAUCUACAAGGCAGGAGCUUUUGGAUAUUGAUGGAAUCUCAUAUAGAUUGCGUAGGGAAAUUGAAUUACUAGAAAGCAUUGAUCUAAUUCAAUGUAAAAUCUGCCGGAUUAUAAUCGCAAAGCGGAGUGAUAUGCUGGUGAUGUCUAGCGACGGUCCUCUUGGUGCAUAUGUAAAUGCAGCUGGUUAUGUACACGAGAUAACGACUUUGUACAAGGCAAAUGGAUUAGCUCUAACUGGGCCAGCAUUAACAAAAUACAGUUGGUUUCCAGGGUAUGCAUGGACAAUUGCUAACUGUGCUACAUGUGAAACCCAUAUGGGGUGGCUUUUUACAGCCACGAAAAGAAAACUGAAACCAAAGUCAUUUUGGGGUAUACGUAACUGUCAAGUUGCAGAAGAAAUGUGCUAAACCUUCAGUUAUAGUGUUGCAGCAGCAGUGAAUCUGAAAAUCCAUAUUCAUAUUGCAGUAUAAGUGCUGAUGAUACAGGUAAAUAUGUAUUACAUGCCUUUUAUACAGCUGGCAAAAAGUAAAAAUUGCCGUGCGAAAGCAAAAUCUGAGACUAUUUUAUAACUCCUGCAAUUGUAAGUGAAUUGGUUUUAGUAGAAAUUCAGUUCAUUGAAACCAGCAUGCAAAUGUAAGGAUUAGAUUGGAUUUAUUCAUGAUUAUUGGAUGGAAUGGAGAAUGAUUCAAUGAA